CGAGGGGGCGGGUCCGGGAGCCCUCCGGCCGCGGCAGGCUGGCGGCUGCUGCGGCGGCGCGGGGACUGCGGGGACUGUGAGGCUGCCGAGCGGACAGCGACUCCCGGGGAAGCCCGCGCCCCGGGAGCGGGAGCAGGAGCAGGAGCAGCGCCGUCCCAGGCCAGAGGCGAGCGCCGGGCGCCGGGAGAGCGGAGAGCCCGGGCAGCUGCCGGAGCGCGGGGGCGCGGCCCGAGGAAACCACAGAGCGAGCCCAGGCCUGGGGAGGGCGCCGGGCGCGAGCCUCCUGCGCCGAACAUCUGAGGCGGCUUCGCGGGAGACAAAGCCGCGCGUAGAGACGCGAUGCCCGCCGAUCGCGAGCCCGGCCGGCGAGGGCGCGGGGACUGCGGCGUCUGAGCGCGCCAAGCCGUGCGCCCGCGGGGACGCCGAGCCCCGGGGCCGGUGCGGGCGGCGGCGGGCGGGGCCCAGGUGCGCCCGGCCGCGUCGGGCCCGUGACUGCUCGGGGGGCGGCGCCCUCCCGCCGCAGCCGCAGUGGCCGGCGCCGCAGCCAGGAGCCAUGGGCAACAUCUCCUCUAACAUCUCGGCCUUCCAGUCCCUGCAUAUCGUCAUGUUGGGCUUGGACUCGGCCGGCAAGACCACGGUGCUCUACCGGCUCAAGUUCAACGAGUUCGUGAACACAGUGCCCACCAUCGGCUUCAACACCGAGAAGAUCAAGCUGAGCAACGGCACGGCCAAGGGCAUCAGCUGCCACUUCUGGGACGUGGGCGGCCAGGAGAAGCUGCGGCCGCUGUGGAAGUCCUACAGCCGCUGCACGGACGGCAUCAUCUACGUGGUGGACUCGGUGGACGUGGACCGGCUGGAGGAGGCCAAGACGGAGCUGCACAAGGUGACCAAGUUCGCCGAGAACCAGGGCACGCCGCUGCUGGUCAUCGCCAACAAGCAGGACCUGCCCAAGUCGCUGCCGGUGGCCGAGAUUGAGAAGCAGCUGGCGCUGCACGAGCUUAUCCCGGCCACCACCUAUCACGUCCAGCCGGCGUGCGCCAUCAUCGGCGAGGGCCUCACCGAGGGCAUGGACAAGCUCUAUGAGAUGAUCCUGAAACGCAGGAAGUCCCUCAAGCAGAAGAAGAAGCGGUAAUGCGCCCGGAGCGACCGGGGAGCGAGCAAGUGCGUCAAGAAAGAAUGAAUGGAUGGAUGGAUGGAUGGAUGGAUGGAUGGAUGGAUGGAUGAGCGAGAACCCGCGCCCGCGAACAAAGAGCGAACCAAAGCGAUGCUUCGAAUUUUUAAAACGGAAUCUCUGCACCCAAAUGCAGGACUGGUGACUUAAGGAGCUGCGAAGUCUGAUUUACCGGCCUACUCUCGACCUGACCCCCACCCCCAGCUCAGGGGACCUUUUGUCUGAACGCCAGAGCUACUGACCAGGUCGGGGGGCCGCGGUGGGGAGUGGAAGAGCCGGUCCUGCUGUCCGCCCUCCCAGCCCCAGGUGGAAGGCUCAGUUGUCGGAAAGACAAAAGGGAUUUCUUCCCACUCCUGCAGGGCCAGAAGUUCAGGCUGCCCCGCCCCCACUGGGGGAUCGCACCUGUGAAUUACCUGAGGUAUGCAUUUCCCAGAACCGUGGGCGUACCCACCUCGGGGGGCAUGUUGGUUCUGGGGGGACCACCUCUCCUUGCAUUCAGGGGCUGUGAAGCUGAGUAAUUUUCGGUCACAGGGCAGGCCCCUGUUGAAAUUUCAUUUGUCCUGCUCUGGGCCCAAAGGUGGUGGUGGUUUGGGUCAUCAGAGGACUGCCUGGGACGGUUCAGCGGGCACGGAGCGCUGUGCUGGCCUGGCUGGGGAUGGCCGCGGAGGUGCCCUUUUCCUGGUGCUUUGUGGUGGCUGCAGAAGACCAGUGUUGUUGAGAACUGCUUUUCAGCCUGGAAUCAGACAUCUUCCAGAUGGUUUGGACCCUGUCCAUGUGUAGGUCAUUAUCACACAAAGAGACCAAUAAAAAUAAAAAAAAUUAAAAAAAAAGACGAACUGUUGGAGGUGGUGGCCAAUGAUGCAUUUACUGUUUGCAGGAUAGUUAAAGGUGUUUAAAGGGUAAGGCUUUUGGUGUAAAUGCUGGAUGGGGUGUGUGUGUGUGUGGAUAUAGGGACCUCCCUCUGUACUGUGUAAUCGGCAUUAAUACCUAGACUCAUAUGUAUGGAAUUUUAAAUUCUCUUAGCCUACUGAUUGGUUUGGAUGAACACACCAGCUGCAGGUGUGUGCUGAAUUGCAAGAUGGUAUUUUUUUUUUUUUAACCAAGGGAUGUCUCUUGUAAUACUAACCGCGUGAUAAUGGGUUUUCAGACAUGUUGAAAAAAAAAAAAAAACUUUUACAAAUGAAUACUUACCUUAGAAAUAUUCACCUUAGGAAAAAAGACUUUGCUCUGCCCUUUUAUAUUCCUUUAUGCUGCAAGUGGCGACAUGUUCAGAUUUCUAAUUUGGUUCAUUGUGGCCUAUCUGGUUUAAGUAUUUCAUUAAAAAUGUCUCGUUAGAGUAUUUGAUGUCAUGCACCAAAAAAAUAAAACCCCACCUUGUUGCAAAAGCUGACCUCGUUGCAUGGAAUUAAAAGAGAAGGAAAAACACGAGGAUGAAGUCUUUCCGAAUUCAUUCUUGUGGGAACUGGCCUUCGGAGCCAGCCAGCACUUUGGGCAAAUGCAAACAACAAUGAGUGCUUGAGAUAAAAGAAAGUGUGACGUCAUGGUCACUGGUACUCAGGCACUUCACAGUUUACUUGAAAGAGGCUUUGGAAAAUAGAUAAAGUGAAAGAAGAAUAAAUACAUAUUUUUAAUAAUGUAAUUUAAAAAAUCCUUUAUAAUCAGGACUGAGUCUUGGUUUGCAGAAGCUGUCACUUACCCUGAAACACAGUAUCAAAAGGGAAACUUAAAACAUACUGUUUGAUUUUUUUAUUUCCUCUUACAAUCUAUGUUUUCAGGUAGAAUUAUGACUUUCCCCCCAUUGUUACACAUUUCUUUACAAAGGAGGCCUGUAGAAAUUGGACACAAUCAUGCUUGAGCAUGUGAGUUAGUCAAAUUAUGAGUCCCUGCCUAUUGUCCAUUACACACCGAAUGUUAAUUUAAGAACCAGAGGCAGAAGUUCUGGCUUCCUGCUUGAAACCCAAUUCUUAUAUGAAAUUUUUUAAAAGCAGAAACCUAGCAGCCCAUCUGCUUUUUCUCUUUUGUCGGUGUAUUUGGUACCCCUCCAAUGCUGGUCUUUUUGUAGAAACUCAGUAGAGAAAGUCUAGCUAAGCAGUGUUGAAAAGCCUGCAAGAUUUCAGUUUACAUAUCGACAGCAUAUCCACUGAUUUCUAAAUGGGCUGGUCCCAUCAUCUGAAGAUUCUGUAUAGAAUUAUUAAAAAAAAAUCCAUCUUUCUUUAUUUUCUUCACAUGCGACAAUUUCUUAAGCACUUUGACAUUUUGGUAGUUCCACACUAUUGAGAGAAUAAUAUAUUUAUUUUGUGACAUUGCAGAUGCCAAAUACUGUAACCUUCUCGUGAUAACAAUACUUAGGUUCAAGAUCACUGUUCAAACCCUGUCAUGCUUUAAAACUGAUGCGAGAUGAUUUUGUUUUUUGCAUAAUCAAUACUUAAGGGUGCAAUCAACUGUUAGUAAUUGUGCAGUAAAGUAAAGCCCUGUGGUGUAUCAACUACUAGUUAAGAGUCUCAGUUGAUUUCUGUAAUGUUUGACCUAAUAAUAGCCCGUUUCGUCUCUGACCCAACAGAGGAAGCACAGAUCAAAUCACCUUGGAGUGGUCACCAGGGGGACAGGGAGCCCCCCACCAAUGUAUCAAUGGGUGAUUUAUGAUGCCUUCUGCCCUUUGGCGAGUGAAUGGGUUUCCCAUAGGGGAAGUUGGCCUCCCUCCGUGAGCUUUGGAAAUGUUUUCUAAUAGACACAGGGAGGCCAGUUCUGUUUCAGAGCAAUUAUCUUCCCAAAUUCUCUGUUCUGGUGUUGGAACUGUGUGCCCUGGUUUCUGUUUUCCUUUCUACUGCUGUAAUUCUCUGUCUCAUCAUCCUUCUCUUUUGUUUCCAUAGCCUUUUAUAAUGCAUAUAUGAUGCUGUGAACAGAAAUAAAUUAUUUAUACAAUCAAA
Gorilla gorilla gorilla (western lowland gorilla) is the source of this 4098-nucleotide messenger RNA. RefSeq names its product ARF like GTPase 4C (gene ARL4C). The record is from RefSeq and is a predicted model, not a curated record. The transcript has a single exon. Lineage: Eukaryota; Metazoa; Chordata; Mammalia; Primates; Hominidae. Bases 554 to 1132 code for a protein of 192 amino acids. Gene Ontology annotation, molecular function: GTP binding; GTPase activity.